UGGCUGAACUUCAGAAGUGACAUGUCUAUGUAUUCCAGGGGCUGUAUGCAGUUUGUGGGUAGGUUAAGGUACCAGGUGAUUUAGACAUUGAACCCACAAAACUGUAGGAAGGAAGUUAGGGGCUCUCUGAAGUGAGGGUGUCCCUUUUAUGAAUCUGAGACAGGAAGUGGUGGUUUGGUAGCUUACAGAAGGUGACUACUGAUUAGAUCCAAGGCCUAGUAUCUCAUACACACCCAGCCGGACUUUGCCUCUCCGGGAAUGAGGAGGCCUGCUUUCUUUUGCCACACCUGGAAUCAAAGCCCUUCUCUCCAGGUGCUGUCACUCAGAUCUAAAUGUAUCAAGGAAGUGGAGAGAAUUUGAGGGAACUUGGAAAGGUGAGGGCCCUAAGGGAAUCCGGAGCCUGGGAGCUGGCAGUGACGAGCCAGGAAAACAGACAAACACCGGUUGAUUAGGUCUGAGGAAGAUAGGUUAAAGAGCCCUGAGCAAGGGCAGGCCUGCAUCAGUCUCCCAGCCAGUGUGGCCACAGAAGCAGGUGGCUGUCCUCAGCACCACACGCCUAAAGACUGCUUGCUGAGGAGACCCAGCCGCUUCCCUUCUACUGCAAUGUGGAAUUACAUGACCUUGCUGCCUGUCAUCUUAGUUCUGUGGGCUAUAGCUGGCAUCUGGAUUGUUUUUGCAAUCGCCGUGGCUAACGGUUCUGUGGACCUCGACAACGGCUUCCCCUUUAUCAGUAACUGUGGCUCUUAUGCUCCCCAGAGCUGCAUUUUCAGCCAAGUCCUCAAUAUAGGAGCUGCUCUAGCUGUUUGGAUCUGCAUUGUGCGUUAUCACCAACUCCGGGACUGGGGCGUCAAAACGUGGCAAAACCAGCUAAUUCUGUGGUCAGGGAUCCUCUGUGCCCUGGGUACUUCCAUAGUAGGCAACUUCCAGGAGAAGAACCAGAAGCCCACACACCUGGCAGGGGCCUUUCUGGCCUUCAUCCUGGGCAACCUGUACUUCUGGCUGCAGUUCUUUCUGUCCUGGUGGAUGAAAGGCCUGCCCCACCCUGGGCCCCGCUGGCUUAGGCUUCUGCGCCUGAGCCUCUGCAGCAUCUCCACCCUCCUCAUCAUAGCCAUGAUUGUCCUGCACUCCCGCCAUAUGCGCUCUGCCUCGGCGAUCUGCGAGUGGACGGUGGCCAUGCUGCUCUUUAUCUUGUUUGGUUUCUAUGCCGUGGACUUCGCCGGCAUCCAGGGCUGCACCCUGCACUUACAGACCCGUCUGGACUCCAGCCUCCCACAAGCGCCCUCUGGGCCUCCAAACAUACAGAUGGAAAGGGUGCUGUGACCUGACCCCAUGCUGCUGGCAGAGGACAAACGAUGGAGCCAACCCAGGCUCAGCCAACCCAGGCUCAGCCAACCCAGGCUCAGCCAACCGUGUGCUGGAGGCUGAUGUGGACAGUCUGAUGAACGCUCAGUGAAUUGGCCCUGUGCUCGGUGCUUAGAGAGGCGGCAUCCCGGCCCCCACCUGCCCCCGUGAUCAGGACCCCAGGACAGAGACACGAAGGCCAGGCGGCUGUCCCUGAUCAAGGCUAUUUAUUUUU
Apodemus sylvaticus (European woodmouse) is the source of this 1576-nucleotide messenger RNA. It is a transcript of the gene Tmem150b, whose product is annotated as transmembrane protein 150B. The record is from RefSeq and is a predicted model, not a curated record. NCBI's taxonomy places the organism in Eukaryota, Metazoa, Chordata, Mammalia, Rodentia, Muridae. The transcript has 6 exons. The coding region runs from base 604 to 1320 and encodes 238 amino acids.